AUGCAUCGGUUUACGACGCGUGUAAUUGCAUGCAACCCGUCUGAGGAGAAGUCAUCCAACGAAAUAAAACCUUUUAGUGAACUGCCAGGUAACAUCUGUUCUCAUUUAAAUAUUUCUGAGGUGCUGAAAACGUCUAUGUCUAUAAUUUUCUUUGUAUCCUUGACGAUGAGCUGAUAUCGGCACCCGAUUUUCGUCACUUUAAAAUAGUCAUUUAUUGAUAAUUACCAAGUUACAGGAUGUAAACCUAGAUGAUAUCUCUUUUAGAUAACGCUGGCCAGCGUUCACACAAUGUCAUUAACCAGAGAGUAAGCCAAGCUGUUAGACAUCUUAUGGGGCGCGUGCCCUUACUGAUAUAUAAUGAAACGGACGACAAACGGACUGCAACAUUUCUUGCAAUGUUCGUUCACGUUUCGCCAACGGGAACCUUCUGCCGAAGUUUAAACAGACUGUCAUCGAGCGAUAUGGAAAAAUUUGAGUGUCAACUUUCCUUUCCGGCCAUAACGCUGCAGUUUUUUAAAGAGGUCAGUAUAUUCACGCUUAACAUUGCAAACUUAUGGAAGUAAGUGACUAUUUGCCUUUGUGUUUAUUUCAGAUGUUUAUCGCUAUUGGUAAUAAAUAUCGUGUGCCAAUCAAAGACGGAUUUUCCUGUGAUUUAAAGGAAGUUACCGCAAACGCGAUUGUGAUAACACGAUACAUUUCUGACAGCAGUGCAAUCGUCGAGGUGGAAUCCCUUGAAUUUCCCAAUAUUGGCCGUCAUUUUGCGAAGAACCUGACAUGUGAGAUACCAUUGCCCAACUCAAUUUGGCUAGCGGAGGCAACUUCUGAAAUUGGUCAUGCCGUUAGCCAGGCUUUUGCCAACAUUCCCCUUUUACAAUGCAAAAUUGAAGUGGUGAAGGAAGUCUCCGGAGAAGAUUGGACGAGUAUCAAAUGCUGA
This is a messenger RNA of Spirometra erinaceieuropaei, 934 nucleotides long. NCBI's taxonomy places the organism in Eukaryota, Metazoa, Platyhelminthes, Cestoda, Diphyllobothriidea, Diphyllobothriidae. The record is from the annotation of a GenBank genome assembly.